UCUGGGCAGAUUCUUUCCAAUCUCUUCGGUAGGUCCUGUAGAAACCUUCAGCAACGCGCGAGUGGUAGAGGCGAUUAGAGCUGCUGGUUCAGCAUGCGGUGCGCUAGCCCCGCUGCCGUGAUGGCAUUUUGUGCUGGGCUUUGGGUCUCGAAUCCGGUGCCGGCCCAGGGCCAGGAGGCUUGGGGACGGCCGGAGACUGACUGUGAAGUGUGUCAAGAAUUCUUGAACCGAUUCUACAACUACUUGACAGCCAAAGGAGUUCAUUUUUCACUGGACACUAUAGAAAAGGAAUUGAUCAGCUUUUGCUUGGAUACCAAAGGAAAAGAAAACCGCCUGUGCUAUUAUCUAGGAGCCACAAAAGAUGCUGCCACCAAAAUCCUAAGUGAAGUCACACGCCCCAUGAGUGUACAUAUGCCUGCAAUGAAGAUAUGUCAGAAGCUGAAGAAAAUGGACAGCCAGAUCUGUGAGCUGAAAUAUGAAAAGAACUUGGACUUGGCAUCUGUGGAUCUUCAGAAAAUGAGAGUGGCAGAACUGAAACAGAUACUGCACAGCUGGGGUGAGGAGUGCAGGGCCUGUGCAGAGAAAACUGACUAUGUGAAUCUGAUCAAAGAACUAGCACCCAAAUACACAGCAGUGCACCCCAAACCUGAACUCUGAUGGAUACCAAUACACCAUGAAUUGUAAUUAGAGAGAAAAUGACACUUGAGGACAAGGACAUGUUUGUUAAAAAUGACUAGGGAUGGUACUGCAUUGGGUCUCAAGCUUUUUGGCCCUAAUAUUAUAUAUCAGAAUUUUGUUACUUAGGCUUAUAACUAAAAUUACUAAUAUCAUUGGCAUCUUACAAAUGUACUAGAACCUAAAAGUGCCUUUCGCAUAAUUUUCUUUGAAGAACUAUGUAAGUUAUCAUUGCCUACCUCUAAAAUUGGGGGAAAUGAACUACCUAAAAUUGAUGAAGUAAAUUGAUCAUAGGGUGAAAGGAGUGCUCACAUAUUUCUCUUUGUACAAGAUUUUUAAAUUAAAUACAUUAUACUAGAACAAAAGAAACAACAGCUAGUUUAUCUGACCCACAACUUCAACCUCAAAUAAUUACUGAACAUAAUCAAAAGGGUUUAUAUAUGUAUGUGUAUGUGUGUGUGUGAGUGUGUGUGUGUGUGUAUAUAUAAAUAUAUAUGUAUAUAUAUGUACAUAUAUUUUACAUGUUCUAUUUUCAACUGCAAAUCAUGUACAUUCUGGCUCUUUGAUGUCAGAAUGGUAAUGCAGUCUGCUGGAAGUUAGUGUUUCCCAUCUGAGGAAAACAUACUUAAACCUACUUAAAAAAAUAGAUUAAGACUCUACAUAAGAAUAGUCAAUGUUUUGGCAAGUUGUAAUUGUGCUUGAAUUGCUAAGUGAACCAAGCUCAAAGUCUUAUUCAUUGUCUAUUAUUGCACAUCAGAUGGACUUUUGAUAGAGGAUUAAAGCAUAUUAAGAGCACUUGCAGACAGCAUGGAACUUUAUGGUUCUUAAUGCUGUUUUAUAAGCUUUAAAUUAUAAAGUAGUACUCAGUUCUGUUUUCCCACCACAGAAGGAAAAGAAACCCAUGGUAGAAAUGGUUGCUUUGCAUGGGGGUGGAAGUGGGGGAAGACUCAAGAGCAGGGUUUCUCUGAAACUUUCUGUGGUGAUGGGAAUGUCCUACAUCUAAAUUGGGUGAUCAUGAAUGUGAUUGUCACACUCAUCCAGUAGUACAAUUAAGAUCAGGGAAAUUUGUAUAUGUAAAAAAACUGCCUUAACUCUGCGGUUCAGGAGGCUGAGGCAUGAGGAUUGAGAGUUCAAGCUAUCCUCAGCAAUGGGGAGGUGCUAAGCAACUCAG
Molecule: messenger RNA, 1846 nt
Organism: Urocitellus parryii (Arctic ground squirrel)
Lineage: Eukaryota; Metazoa; Chordata; Mammalia; Rodentia; Sciuridae
Gene: Cdnf
Product: cerebral dopamine neurotrophic factor
Biological process (GO): neuron projection development; dopaminergic neuron differentiation
Cellular component (GO): endoplasmic reticulum
Source: RefSeq, a predicted model, not a curated record